Loxodonta africana (African savanna elephant) is the source of this 1534-nucleotide messenger RNA. RefSeq names its product charged multivesicular body protein 3 (gene CHMP3). The transcript has 6 exons. Gene Ontology annotation, cellular component: ESCRT III complex; multivesicular body. Gene Ontology annotation, biological process: late endosome to vacuole transport; protein transport; endosome transport via multivesicular body sorting pathway. Lineage: Eukaryota; Metazoa; Chordata; Mammalia; Proboscidea; Elephantidae. Bases 132 to 797 code for a protein of 221 amino acids. The record is from RefSeq and is a predicted model, not a curated record.
ACCGCUACUGCUCCCUUCUCCAGGAGUCUGGGUUCCCUGCCACCCAACCGGCCCCGCCCAGGUGGCUGUCCGUGACCUCCCUGGGCGUAGGGAACGGAACCCCGGAAGGGGCAAGCCGAAUUCAGAUCGCCAUGGGGCUGUUUGGAAAAACCCAGGAGAAACCGCCCAAAGAGCUGGUCAAUGAAUGGUCAUUGAAGAUAAGAAAGGAAAUGAGAGUAGUUGACAGACAAAUAAGAGAUAUCCAAAGGGAAGAAGACAAAGUGAAACGAUCUGUGAAAGAUGCUGCCAAGAAGGGCCAGAAGGAUGUCUGUGUGGUUCUGGCCAAGGAGAUGAUCAGGUCAAGAAAGGCUGUGAGCAAACUCUACGCAUCCAAAGCCCACAUGAACUCCGUGCUCAUGGGGAUGAAGAACCAACUUGCGGUUCUUCGAGUGGCUGGCUCCCUGCAGAAGAGCACAGAAGUGAUGAGAGCCAUGCAGAGUCUCGUGAAGAUCCCAGAAAUCCAGGCCACCAUGCGGGAGCUGUCCAAGGAGAUGAUGAAGGCUGGGAUCAUAGAAGAGAUGUUAGAGGACACUUUCGAAAGCAUGGACGAUCAGGAAGAAAUGGAAGAAGAGGUGGAAAUGGAAAUUGACAAGAUUCUGUUUGAAAUUACAGCAGGGGCCUUGGGCAAAGCACCCAGUAAAGUGACCGACGCCCUUCCGGAGCCUGAACCUCCAGGAGCAAUGGCUGCCUCAGAAGAUGAGGAGGAGGAAGAGGCCCUGGAGGCCAUGCAGUCCCGGCUGGCCACACUCCGCAGCUAGGGGCACCUAGCUGUGCACUCGAGCUCUUGCCGUGGCUCUCCUGCUGGGUGCAUGCACACUCCUUCAAGGCAGCCGCCAUGUUCUGCAUCUCUUGCACUACACCCUGUCAUGAGGCAUUGCUUUCUGGAAGGUUCUCUGCUGAUACAGUGACUCCCCAGGUUAAGAACGUCCAAUUUACGGACAACUCCUACCGAAGAGUAGACUGCCAUAAAGCCUAUUGUAUUAAAGAUUUGAGUUAAAUACAAUGGUUUGUCAUCAUGAGUGCUCGUACUACUUUGUGAGGCUCAAGAAGCAUUUCUUAAGUGUUUUAUGUGCAUAGAAAGGUAAAAUACAUACUAUAUACUGAGACAAACAUUUGACUAACUGUGCUAAGAACAGUACGUACCUGUUCUGACUUACCUACAAAUUCGACUUAAAGACAGACUUAGGAACAGAUCUCAUUCAUGACCUGGGGGACUGCCUGUAUCGCUUCAUUCUGUGCAGAGGUCUUAGGGGCUGUGUUAGGUAUCAAAGGGAUUGUUCUUAUGAGAGGUGGUGUAAUUAAAUGCAUCAUUUUCAGGGGUAUAAACGAAAGUAUCUUAUUAGGAGGAGGGCAAAGAAUUCUGUCUUCUCAUAAAGUACUUCUGAGAAUAGAGUUGAUUGCCUGAAUGCUGAGGACUCUACAAUUUUUUUUUUUUUGGUCUGUAAACACUAUGUAAAUGGAUUUUAAUAAAUUUCUGCUUUAACACUUGGUCUUA